AUGUGCAUUGGCGCUUUUGUUUGGCAAACAAAUCCUCACUAUCCACUCAUUCUCUUUCUCAACAGAGACGAAUAUCACAAUAGACCGACAAAGGAGGCGGGAUGGUGGGAAUGUGGAGAGAUUUUGGGUGGGAGAGAUGAAGUUGGUGGCGGGACAUGGAUGGCUUGUUCUCGAAAAGGGAGAAUGGCUUUUGUAACUAAUGUUCUUGAGCUUAAUAGUUUCUCCAAGGCAAGAACUAGAGGAGAUCUUCCUAUCCGAUUCCUUGAGAGCUCAAAGAGUCCCAAAGAAUUUGCAGAUGAAGUAGCAAAGGAAAGUGAUCAAUAUAAUGGGUUUAAUCUGAUAAUAGCAGAUCUAUCUUGCAAUUUGAUGUUAUAUGUCUCCAACCGACCCAAAGAAGAACCACCCACCAUUGAAGAAGUUUCACCUGGUGUUCAUGUUCUCUCCAAUGGUAGACUUGAUUCUCCUUGGCCAAAGGCAGAAUGGUUGGGACUUAACCUAAUAACAUUGCUUGAAGAGAAGGAAAUGGAAUUGAACAAAAUGGUGCAUAAGCUAAUGAGAGAUACAGUUAAAGCUGACAAGAGUAAAUUACCUCAUAUUUGGUCUCUUGAUUGGGAGUUAAAUCUGAGUUCUGUCUUUGUCCAAUUCGAAACUCCACUGGGUCUGUUUGGAACAAGGAGUACUAUUGCUUUGACUGUUGGGUUUGAUGGAGAAGUAUGUUUCAAUGAAGAGUAUUUGGAGAAUAAGAAAUGGAAGGAGAAGACUUUCAAAUAUAAUAUCAAUGAAGCCAACAUUACUCACAAACAAUCAAUUUGA
This is a messenger RNA of Impatiens glandulifera, 813 nucleotides long. Its product is annotated as transport and Golgi organization 2 homolog. The record is from RefSeq and is a predicted model, not a curated record. The coding region runs from base 1 to 813 and encodes 270 amino acids. Lineage: Eukaryota; Viridiplantae; Streptophyta; Magnoliopsida; Ericales; Balsaminaceae. The transcript has 5 exons.